Molecule: messenger RNA, 474 nt
Organism: Hibiscus syriacus
Lineage: Eukaryota; Viridiplantae; Streptophyta; Magnoliopsida; Malvales; Malvaceae
Product: transcription factor AIG1-like
Exons: 3
Coding region: 1-474 (157 amino acids)
Biological process (GO): regulation of DNA-templated transcription
Molecular function (GO): DNA-binding transcription factor activity; protein dimerization activity
Source: RefSeq, a predicted model, not a curated record
AUGAAGCCCACACUUUCGCCUUCAAAACAAUGUGUUGAAAACGGCGAUGCACAGCCUGAAGAAGACAUCAAGAAAGAUCCAUUGAAGUUCCUCACCUGGAACACUACCAGUUUGCUCAUUCGAAUGUCGGCUGCUGGUUCAAAAGGUGCACCUAAAGUCCCGGGAGAACUAAAAGAUGAUACCAGCUCUUCCAGAGAAGAAAAGCAGUUAAUCGAGUUUCAGCAAGUGAAGAAACACUCAAACAAAGGAAACAAUCUACAUGGCAAUACUCACAGAAUCAACAACUAUCUCGCAAAGCAACGCAACUUACUCCCAACCACCACCAAAAUGGACAAGGUUUCACUGUUUGCAGAAGUAAUCCAACAUGCAAAGGAGUUGAAACGAAAAACUUGUUUGAUAGCAGAAACGAGUGUCGUUCCGACCGAAAUGGAUGAACUAACAGUGGAUGCAUCGAACCAAGAAGCUUGGAAUUAG